This is a messenger RNA of Bactrocera tryoni, 859 nucleotides long. It is a transcript of the gene pn, whose product is annotated as exopolyphosphatase PRUNE1. Gene Ontology annotation, molecular function: exopolyphosphatase activity. The coding region runs from base 40 to 357 and encodes 105 amino acids. The record is from RefSeq and is a predicted model, not a curated record. Lineage: Eukaryota; Metazoa; Arthropoda; Insecta; Diptera; Tephritidae. Gene Ontology annotation, cellular component: cytoplasm. The transcript has 3 exons.
UAUAUAUUUAAUAAAAAGUGAAGUAGAUUUUCCAACAAUAUGUUAAAUUUUUUGAAACAAAGCCGCAGAUUUGUGAAUUCGACAGAGCCCGUUUGCAUUGUUUUGGGCAAUGAGUCGUGCGAUUUGGAUUCCGCCGUGUGUGCAGUCACACUUGCCUACCAUUAUCACCAACAAAAUGUCGCCAGUAGACACACCACGCCUAAUUUUCUGCCAGUCCUUAAUAUACCACGUCGCGAUUAUGCGCUUAAAACUGAAGUUAAUUACGUUUUCCAACAACAUGCAAUUGGCGACGAGCACUUAACUUUUCGCGAUGACCUACAAGAGGACUAUUUAACACGCAGUGUUCAAUUGAAUUGAAGGCUUGUCUCUGGAGAGGAUGUGGCAGCUUUCUUCACGUUGAUUCGAUUCGCUAUCCUGAACAAAACAGUAACCACCAUUUAAAUAGAGUGUAGCUGCUGCAAUAAAUUUUGUUUUAAUUUUUAUUUUUCAGCGCCUAGCUUUGCAAAGCCUGCUUCCUCAAACUUCUUGGCGAUAGCGACAGCGGAUAUUGAAGGGUACUCCUUGAUAUUCCGAGCAACUUUAAUGUCAGGCUGGGCUUUUUUGGGCUUUCCACUACCAACAAGCGUUCAAACUUCACCAGUCUUCUUGAAUUUAACAAUAGUUUUUUAUUAUCAGAUUUUUUGACAAAUUUCGCGAAUUGUUAUUGUAGCGGCGAAAACAUUGCUGAAGUAAUUUGGAGGAAUGCUGCCGGUUUGAAAGUCUCUGGACGGAUAAAAUCCGGAUCCAUUUCGGUUAAGUAGACCCGACUGUUGCGAAAACGGAUUUAUUAUUGCAGUUUAAAAGCUAAAAUAGUUUAAGA